AUGGCAACGAUAGGAGCUCACCCUGAAAUGAACAAUAGCAAAAUACAGAAGCUUUUGUUUUUAAUGAAUUUAGCGGUGUUCUCAGUUAUUACCUAUCUGGUAUGUUUGAUGCUAUUCAAGGAAGAUGAACUAACUAUUACUGAUAUCACCGGAGCUAUAGAAUCUCUAUUGUUGCUGAUACAUGGUGCUUUGAAAUUACUCACUCUACACCUACAGCAUGAUGGAGUGAGAGACAUGCUCGAACAGACUAACCACUUCUGGAAUAUCGAAGAAGUAGAAUUUGAGGAAGAAAGAAAUGAAAUUUCGAAGUUCCUAAAAUAUAUGAAAACGAUAUUAUACUACUUCAUGGCUUUUGCCUGUAUGCCAACGAUAUUUUUCUGUUUCCGUCCAUUUCUCCUGCAUGAAAGGGUGCUUGUUUUCAACAGUUAUAUUCCAGAAUUCGUCCCAUACUUUAUUAUGCUACUAGUGGAAGAUUAUGCUUUUUUGAUAAUAUAUGUUGCAUGCGUGAGUUUUGAUAUAUUUUUCGCCACAUUAGUAGUUUUGACGAAGGUGCAGUUUCUGCUGCUGAAUCAAGAAAUCAGAAGAGUUGUCGCAAUCAAUAUAGAAACCGAUGAGGAUGCGAAUGUCGUGAGGAAUAAGUUGAAAAAAUGCGUUGAUCACCAUAAUUUCCUGUUGGAGUUUGUGAAGAAAAUCAACAAUACGAUGUCGAAUGCAGUGUUAAUGUAUUUUCUAAUUCUUAUAUUUUCUAUAUGUGUGGAGAUGUUCAUGUUGUCGAACAGGAAAACUGUAAAGGAAUUUUUCAAAUAUAUAUUCUAUUCAGUAUCCUUAUCCAAUGAAUUCGUAGUAUUUUAUUGCUUACCAUCUCAGCUUCUAACAUCCGAGGCUGAAGAAUCAAUAUACUAUGUUUACGACAGCCAGUGGUACGAAAAUCUGUCGAAUACAACAAAAUGCAUAAUCAACAUGAUCUCUCUAAGAGGACAAAGGAAAGUUUUUAUCACUGCUGGUAAAUUUGUGAAUUUGAGUAUGGAAAGUUGCUUAGCGGCAUACAAAACAGUUUUUUCGUAUUACAUGUUUUUGAUGACGAUGCAAAGAAAAGAUGACACAAAAUAAUCAUUUCGAAGCAAUGAUAGAAAAUAUUCGCUUAUUCAAUUGACGAUGGAAUAAAGAUAUCAUUAAAUUUGUCA
Messenger RNA from Leptinotarsa decemlineata (Colorado potato beetle), 1184 nucleotides. Its product is annotated as odorant receptor 63a. The record is from RefSeq and is a predicted model, not a curated record. Gene Ontology annotation, molecular function: olfactory receptor activity; odorant binding. NCBI's taxonomy places the organism in Eukaryota, Metazoa, Arthropoda, Insecta, Coleoptera, Chrysomelidae. Gene Ontology annotation, cellular component: plasma membrane. Gene Ontology annotation, biological process: detection of chemical stimulus involved in sensory perception of smell; sensory perception of smell.